Molecule: messenger RNA, 1536 nt
Organism: Rhinocladiella mackenziei CBS 650.93
Lineage: Eukaryota; Fungi; Ascomycota; Eurotiomycetes; Chaetothyriales; Herpotrichiellaceae
Exons: 5
Coding region: 1-1536 (511 amino acids)
Molecular function (GO): monooxygenase activity; iron ion binding; oxidoreductase activity, acting on paired donors, with incorporation or reduction of molecular oxygen
Source: RefSeq, a predicted model, not a curated record
AUGAGCUUCAACAUCUUGCUAUCUAUGCCAGUUGUUCUGGGAUGCUGUGGAGUCUUGCUUCUCUAUUACAUUGUCACAGGAAUCGCCUCUUAUCGUCAUCUCAGCCACAUCCCAGGUCCUAUCCUCUGGGGUUGGUCCCUCAUCCCCCUCUUCCGUCUCCCUAACUCAGGAGAAAUCUACAAUAGAACUGGCGAACUUCAUGCUAAAUAUGGCCCGUUGGUUCGAAUUGGACCAAAUUAUCUUCUCGCUUCAGAUCCAGAGGUUCAUAGACGGAUGGCAGCGCCUCGGUCUCCCUACAAGCGCUCAAGCUGGUAUCGUGGUACUCGCUUAACUCCAGGUGUUGAUAACGUGUUAUCCGAAACUGACGAACAUCGUCAUAAUGAUCUUCGGAAACGGAUGGCUGCCGGCUACUCGGGCAAGGAAAAUGCAAGCUUGGAGGCUGACAUCGACGGAUGUGUCAUAGAUUUUAUGCACCUGAUCGAUAGCAGAUAUGUCUCAAAAGAUCGUCCUGUUCGAAUGGAGUUCGCGAGAAUGGUUCAAUUCUUCACAAGCGAUGUCAUGUCUACGCUCUCAUUCAAUGCUAAAUUCCACGAUCUUCGCGAUGACCAUGACAACUACGGAUAUAUCCAUGAGGUGGAAACGCUGUACCCAAACAUCUUCGGCGCCGCAGUCAUUCCCAACGUGAUUGAAUUCCUGACCAACCUGGGAGUGCUUGACCUGAUCACUCCCAACGAAAAUAGCAAACUGGGGCUAGGAAGGAUUCAAUCCAUCGUCAAAACGCAAAUAGCUUCAAGAUUUGAUUCGGCAGGACUGCCGAAAGACGGUCAGCAAGAUAUGCUUGGAAGUUUUAUCAGGCAUGGCUUGACGAGAAGGGAACUUGAGCAGGAAAGCAUGAUGCAAUUGGCUGCUGGUUCAGACACUUCGGCAACAGCCAUCCGUGCAACGGUGCUAUGUAUCAUGAGAGACCAAAGGGUGUAUGCGAAACUCAUCGCUGAGAUCAAUCAAGGCAUAAAGGAACAUAAGAUCCCGUCGGGGCUGGGAGACGUCGUUUCCGACGAACAAGCAAAAUCAUUUCCAUACCUUCAAGCAGUGAUAAAGGAGGGUUUCCCCCCCAUCACCGGACUGCUGGCAAAACAGGUUCCCCCCGGAGGCGACACGAUUACCGGUUAUUUCGUGCCCGAAGGAACUGCAAUCACCUACUCAGCAAAUGCAAUGCACCAUUCUGCACUCCUUUUUGGCCCUGACGAAUAUUCUUUUCGACCGGAACGUUGGAUUCACGUUUCGGAAGGCGGUGAUGAGCCCUCAAGAGAGAAACUCGCACGGAUGGAGCGAAACAAUGACCUCCUUUUCGGAUACGGUAAAUAUCAGUGUCUGGGUAAGGCGGUGGCGUUUAUGGAAUUGAACAAGAUCUUUGUCGAAUUACUUCGGAGGUUCGAGUUCACGCUCCUGGACCCCGAGAAGCCGUGGAAGACGAGGUGCUAUGGGAUCCAUUUGCAAGAGGGUCUUUGGGUCAUGGUGAGGAGAAGAGGAACAUAA